UUCGGAUUUGUGCGAUGGCGAGGGGAUAUCGACAACUCGGAUCUUGACGCGUAGGUGCUGUUGUCGGAUGAGCGAAAGGUCGAGAGCGCUCGAGCCCUGGGACGUUGGAUUCUGCCAUAUUUGGAGGGCAUUUUGAUACCCUUUCCUUCGAGGGAAGAGGAAGAUACGAACCUCCUCCGGGCUGAAGGAUUCCGACUUUUCUUGAGCUCCGGAGGCGGGAGACGAGAUUUCUUAUUGGGUAAGCUUGAUUGGGUGAACCAAGGAACAGCCGUGGUUCAGAUAAGUUUCUCGCUCUCUUCUCCGAAUGAUUUGCUGUCCCUUUCGUUGAUUCUCGUGGGAAAGAUUGGAUCUUUGGAUGCAAGAUUUGAGUUGAGAGGAUCUUUCUGAUGGUUCUGGUGGGUUAGACAGAGAGAUUUGACUUUUAUCCUGGGGCUAUAGGUCUUUUACCUCGUUCUUUGGGUGAUUGAUGAAAACCGUUCGUUUCAAUAGGAUCCCAUUCGCUGCCUUGGCGCGUCGUCGAACAUUUUAAUCUGUAUUUUUUUUUUUCCCUAUUGGUGAUAUACGUUUUCUUAAAACAAUAGCAAUCAAAAGAAAAUAACUGAUUGGAAAAAGAUUUAGGAAUUGGUUAUUCUUGUGAAAUAGAAAUGGGCAAGCCACCGGCUAAGAAGAAGAGUUCGGGGGGUAAACUGAAUGAUGCAACCUUGAAGCACUGCAAAUCCUGUGAUUAUAGCUCGAAGGUCUUCGAUGAGGACACCACAAUCUUCAUGGACAUGGCUCGUGAUAUGAAAGAGGAGGGCAACAAGUUGUUCCAAAAGCGGGAGUACGACAGAGCGCUAAUGAAAUAUGAGAAAGCCAUCAAACUGCUUCCAAAGAACCACAUUGAUGUUGCGUACCUCCACAGCAACAUGGCGGCAUGUUAUAUGCAGAUGAGCCCUGAGGAGUACCACCAAGCAAUCAGCGAAUGUAAUCUCGCCCUCGAGGUCUCACCCAAGUACAGCAAAGCUCUCCUGAAGAGGGCCAAGUGUUUUGAAGCAUUGAACAGGUUGGAAUUGGCCUGUAAAGACAUUGAUCUAGUUUUGAGUUUGGAGCCAAACAAUCUCACCGCAACGGAGAUUUCUAAACGAGUGAAGGAGGAGAUGGAGAGAAAGGGCAUCACAUUGGAUGAUAAGACACUUUUUCCGCUCCCAGAACCUCUGACGGUGAAAGCGAAGCCAAAAAAGAAGAAGUGCCAUAAAUCAGAGGAGAAAGUAGUAGUUGUGGAGGAGAAACAUGCUAAAGUUAAAGAAGAACCUAUGAAGAGCAUCAAGUUAGUUUUCGGGGAAGACAUAAGAUGUGCUCAGAUACCAGCUAAUUGUACAAUGUUGCAGUUGAGAGAGAUUGUCGUUAACAAAUUUCCGAGCUUGAAGGCUGUCCUUAUCAAAUAUAAGGAUAAAGAGGGUGACUUGGUGACAAUAACUACAUCUGACGAGUUGAGGUGGGCGGAAGAAUCUUCGGAACCACAGGGGUCGGUCAGACUUCAUAUAAUAGAAGUUGAUCCUGAGCACGAUCCUUUACUUGUAGAGGCAAAGAAAGAAUCUUCGAGGAAGCUGGACAGAAGCAUCUCUAGAAAUCGGAGCAUCAAAUGUGAUGACAUCAAGGUUUCUUCAGUCUGUGUUGAUGACUGGAUUGUGCAAUUCGCUCAGCUAUUCAAGAACCAUGUUGGUUUCAAUUCUGAUGCGUAUCUGAAUCUUCAUGAGUUAGGAAUGAAACUAUAUUCAGGGGCAAUGGAAGAGACUGUCACGAGUGAAGAGGCGCAAGAAAUUUUUGAACUUGCUGAGGAGAAAUUUCAGGAAAUGGCAGCUCUGGCCUUGUUUAACUGGGGAAAUGUUCAUAUGUCUCGAGCAAGGAAGAGGUUGUUCUUGUCAGAAAAUGCUUCAAAGGAAUCAAUGCUGGCACAAGUCAAAGCUUCAUAUGACUGGGCUCAGGGCGAGUACAUCAAAGCAGGACAGCGUUAUGAUGAAGCUUUGAAAAUUAAGCCUGACUUCUGUGAAGCUCUUCUUGCACUUGGACUGCAACAUUUUGAGCAAGCAAAGCUUUCAUGGUGUUAUGCAAUUGGAAGCAAGGCAGAUCUGGAGAAGUGGCCUUCAUCAGAAGUCCUAGAGCUAUUCAACCAUGCUGAGGAUAACAUUGAAAAGGGAACAGAGAUGUGGGAGGAGAUAGAAGAGCAGCGAUUGAAGGAACUUACUAAAGCCAAUGAGGAAAGAAUCUUAUUGCAAAAGAUGGGCUUGGAAGACUACUUCAUAGAGCUUUCGAAUGGUGAAGCCGCGGAACAGGCUUACAACAUGAGAGCUCAGAUAAAUUUACUAUGGGGAACCAUGCUUUAUGAGCGGUCUGUUGUGGAAUUCAAAUUAGGCAUUCCAAUGUGGGAAGAGUGCCUGAUGGCAGCAGUGGAAAAAUUUAAUCUCGCAGGAGCUUCUCCAACUGACGUUGCUGUUAUGAUAAAAAGCCAUUGUGCCAAUGAAACUGCCCAAGAAGGAUUUGGUUUCAAGAUCGAUGAGAUUGUUCAGGCAUGGGAUGAGAUGCAUGAUGCAAGAAGGUGGAUAAAUGGUGUUUCAUCUUUCAGACUUGAGCCUUUAUUACGUCGACGAGCUCCGAAGCUGCACCAUAUGUUGGAGCAUGCAUGAUUUAUAAAUGACUUCCUGCAUCAAUUCAGAUUCAAUGGCCAUUGUUGAGAACAGUAUAACUUGUAUUCCUGCCUAUUUUCUGCUUUGCACAUAGGUUAUCUUGCUUGAUGCACUGUAAUAUUCGAUUGUUUACUUCUUGCAGAGAAGAGUUUGUUUUCUACAAUCAUAUAGCAGAAUUCUUUUUCCUUCCAUGUGCUGGGCUCUCGGGAGCCUAGUCAUGCAUACGACAAUUUGAUAAAUGGUGGUCGUGCAGUCUGACAUUUCCGUCAUCGUGCCCUCUUAGUAUUGGUCACAGAAGCUUUUUGUUAUUUUUUUGAGAGAGAAAACAUAAUAUACGGCAGUGCUCAUUGUUUCUCAUAUACAAGAUGAUUUGUUUUGUUUGUUUCCAUAAUGCUUUUGGGUAUGUAUUAAACAGACAAGUUAUAUUAUUAUCAGAAGUUUGAAACAGAUCAAAUUACUC
This is a messenger RNA of Musa acuminata AAA Group (dessert banana), 3123 nucleotides long. RefSeq names its product protein PHOX1-like. Gene Ontology annotation, molecular function: protein binding. NCBI's taxonomy places the organism in Eukaryota, Viridiplantae, Streptophyta, Magnoliopsida, Zingiberales, Musaceae. The transcript has 3 exons. Bases 645 to 2663 code for a protein of 672 amino acids. The record is from RefSeq and is a predicted model, not a curated record.